UAUUUUCUGGUCAUAGUCCAUGGUCAUAAGUGAAUGCAAACUCACAAGGUGAAAAGCUUCAGGUGAUCACUACACAAAAUGGCAUCUCGCAAGAAAAUCCUUCUCAAAGUCAUAAUAUUAGGAGACAGUGCAGUGGGAAAGACAUCUUUGAUGAAUCAGUAUGUGAAUCAUAAAUUCAGCAACCAAUACAAAGCUACAAUAGGAGCCGACUUCCUCACGAAAGAAAUAAUGGUUGAUGACCGUCUUGUGACAAUGCAGAUCUGGGAUACUGCUGGGCAGGAGCGGUUCCAGUCACUAGGCGUUGCAUUCUAUAGAGGAGCUGACUGCUGUGUCCUCGUUUAUGAUGUCACAGCACCCAGCACUUUCAAAUCACUGGAUAGCUGGAGGGAUGAGUUCUUGAUCCAAGCUUCCCCCAAAGAUGCAGAGAAUUUUCCAUUUGUUGUCAUUGGAAACAAGAUUGACUUGGAAGAGCGAGCUGUCUCAUCAAAGAGAGCUCAGCAGUGGUGUCACCAGAAGAAUGACAUUCCAUAUUUUGAAACGAGUGCAAAGGAAAACGUGAACGUGGAGCAGGCCUUCAUGACGGUAGCGCGGAACGCGCUGGCCCAGGACUCUGAGGUGGAGCUGUAUAAUGAAUUCCCUGACCAGAUUCGCCUCUCAAGUGAUACCAGAGGAACCAAAGACAAUGGAUGUGCCUGUUGAGAAAUAACAUGUCCCCUUCUUACCCUUUCUUCCCUCUAUCAUACACUCUCAAGGUGGAGCCUGGGAGAAGCUGUUAGGAUCUGGGUCCUCAUGGAGAUCAUCUGCAGUGAAGCCUCUACAAACUCUAUAGCUGAUUCUCUCAUCAGCUCAAUCAUGUUUUUAAAAGUGAUCUAGGCCUAUGUCAUAUUUUCACAGAUGGAAUGCUGUGUUGAGGCGAUUUGAUGCUUUUUCUUGUCCUCUCUCUCCUCCAUUUGCAUCAUGUUAUCUUGAGGUCAUGUACUCUCUUCAGAACCAUAGAUUCAGUUGUGUUUAUAUAUGGAACAUGUGAAGUAAUCCUUCAUGUAUCCUCAAAUUCUUUUUCUUUUUAAUAAAUGGGCUAUGCAAAUUCUC
Molecule: messenger RNA, 1089 nt
Organism: Darwinula stevensoni
Lineage: Eukaryota; Metazoa; Arthropoda; Ostracoda; Podocopida; Darwinulidae
Source: the annotation of a GenBank genome assembly